Messenger RNA from Salvia hispanica, 786 nucleotides. RefSeq names its product UPF0664 stress-induced protein C29B12.11c-like. Gene Ontology annotation, biological process: positive regulation of DNA-templated transcription. The record is from RefSeq and is a predicted model, not a curated record. NCBI's taxonomy places the organism in Eukaryota, Viridiplantae, Streptophyta, Magnoliopsida, Lamiales, Lamiaceae. Gene Ontology annotation, cellular component: nucleus. Gene Ontology annotation, molecular function: chromatin DNA binding; transcription coactivator activity.
UCUCUUCUGCAGCAGAAGCUCUUGAAUUGAUUCAGAGGGAGAAAAGUAUGGCUCUAAAUCCUCAACUUUUCUACAAUGGAAUGCCGGUUCCAUUCAUCAACGAGAUGUUCGUCCUGGGUAGAGACGGCGUCGAAUUUGAGAUCGACAAGAUCCCCGGCACUCAAGGUGGAACGGUGAAAGCAAAGGGAACUAUCUACUUGUCAAAUAUCCGCAUAGUGUUUGUUGCAAAGAAACCUGUUGGCCAUCUUUUUGCAUUUGAUAUGCCUCUGCUUCAUGUUCAUGGUGAGAAAUUCCACCAGCCAAUUUUCCACUGCAACAACAUUGCUGGUCAAGUGGAACCUGUUGUGCCCGAUACUGAGCAUAGGGCUCUUUACUCGACUCAUUCUUUCAAGAUUCUGUUCAAGGAUGGCGGCUGUGGAACAUUCGUCCCACUCUUCUUCAACUUGAUUGGUUCUGUCAGACAAUAUAACCAGCACCUUGCAGCACAGCCUCGAGUGGAUCCUCUCCUAGCAGCCCAAACUCCUGUGGACGAGAUGAUGAGACAAGCAUACGUUGAUCCUAGCGACCCCACUAGAAUUUUCCUGCAGCAGCCAAAUGCAGAGUCUCAGUUGAGACGCCGCACUUACCAGACAGAUAGUAGUGAAAAGCCAAUAGAAUUCAUGAAGUGACACGGUGCAAGCCUCGUCUCAGCCACAGCUGGUACGCAGUCAUAUGGAAUGUGUCGUAACUCCGAGGCACAGCAGACCACCUGAAGUGCUUCCUAACCACACACAAGUUGCGAUAGAG